This is a messenger RNA of Arachis ipaensis, 1170 nucleotides long. RefSeq lists its product as uncharacterized. Gene Ontology annotation, molecular function: zinc ion binding. Lineage: Eukaryota; Viridiplantae; Streptophyta; Magnoliopsida; Fabales; Fabaceae. The record is from RefSeq and is a predicted model, not a curated record.
AUGGGCACGAUUUUACAAGAUGAUGCCAAGUUGGAAUCAGACACAAUUGCAGAUGUCAUUAGUCCGUUAGUCGAAGCGGACCCGUCGAUAAAGAUAAAGUCUAUUAUUGCAGAAGUUCAGUCCAGGUUCAACUACACUGUAAGUUACCGCAAGGCUUGGUUGGCAAAGCAGAAAUCUGUUGCAAAAAUUAUCGGUGAUUGGAAAGUUUCUUAUCAGACUCUGCCAAUAAUGUUGAAAACAAUGACUGCGAAGAUGUCAAGGUCUCGUGUUCAAAUAAAAAGGCUCCACGUUUACUGUGAGAAUGAGGAGGUUCAAGGUGUAAGAGUUCUCCAUCGUGAUUUUUGGAGCUUCUAUCCAUGUAUUGUAGCAUUCGGGCACUGCAAGCCACUAGUGCAAGUUGAUGGCACACACCUGUACGGAAAGUAUAGAGGUGCACUUCUGGUUGCGAUUGCACAAGAUGUGAACAAAAACAUUGUACCUAUUGCAUUUGCGAUUGUCGAGGGUGAAAUAGCAGACGCGUGGGAGUUUUUCCUAACCAAUUUGCGGAGAUAUGUUGUUAUCAUUGAUGGCGUGGGCAUUAUUUCUGACCGCCAUAACUCCAUCGACGCAGCAAUAACUCACAGCUAUUCUAGGACGGAACAGGAGUACAACAAAAACUACCAACGACUUAAAGAGCAGGGUGAGGCAUAUACUCAAUCGUGCGAUGAGAUCGGUGUUCAGAGAUGGGUGUUGGCAUUCGACGGGGGUCAUCAUUGGGGACAUAUGACCAUAAACUUGGCCGAGGCUCAUGAGCAUAUCCGCAACGGAUUUGCAUAUUCAGAAUUUGCUACCAAAAGAGUUGAUGAAAGCUUUCGACGUGCAGGAAAUAUUGUCGUUAAUCGGUUCGACAGGCGCAACGAGAUGUUUGAGGUUCGAGAAAUUCAAGAUGGUUCUAUUUACACUGUCAACCUUGCGCAACGACACUGCGACUGUGGCCAUUUCCAGGUCGAGCGACUCCCAUGUCGCCACGUUCUUGCAUGUUGCGCGAACCAACGUCUUGAUUGGCAAGUAUAUGUGCAUGACGUGUACAAGAUGUUUGAAAUUUGCAAGGUGUACAGAGACGAGUUUGUUUCGAUGGGUGACCCAUCUACGUGGGUUAGAUAUGAAGGAGCGAAGGUGAUCCCAAAUUGA